CUCACCGCACACCCCGCGGGGAGUUCGGAGAGCCAGGACGGGGCGGAGUCGGGUAUAAAAGCACUGAUCGUCCACUUGGACAACGCUAUGAUUCACUGUCUGCUUCUAUUCGCACUGGUUUGCACAGUGCUCUCCACGGCAGAUGCACAAUCACCUACUUUUGACCGACAGGACCGAGAUUAUCGCCCGUUACAGUUUGGCAAACGAGAUGGCUAUCGACCUCUACAGUUCGGCAAACGAGAAUACCGACCACUACAGUUUGGCAAGAGAUCACCGUUAGCAGCCAGCGCAUACCUCGUGCCAGCUCUGUGAUUUGUUUGUCGACACGUGUGAUAACUGUUAUCUCGCCCCGCCCACUUCUAUGAUAUAAUCUGUUUAUGAUUGUGUAACGCAUUGUUUCGAGUCGCUCUAUUCCCCCGAUUGCUCCUCCCUCCCACCUCGACCCCUGACUGACACAUUAGCGACUGGAAAUAAAAU
This is a messenger RNA of Cylicocyclus nassatus, 477 nucleotides long. The record is from the annotation of a GenBank genome assembly. NCBI's taxonomy places the organism in Eukaryota, Metazoa, Nematoda, Chromadorea, Rhabditida, Strongylidae.